AGGAAGCCCCUCCGGCUGUGAUUGGCUUCAGGGGUUUGGUUCCUGGGUGAGCUGGGUCCUCUGAGGACCAGUCCAAGCCACCCAAAAUCGUUUUAUUUUUCUUUCCCAAAUUGGAAUCGCUUGAUUUUCCCUCAUUCUCUCAUGGAACUGAAACUAUGUCACACACCAAUACUCACAUUUUCAUCUCAGAGGCUCUGUUUGGAUUCGUGGAUAAGCAAGCAGAGAUCGUUCAAGAAGCAUUUCCGAAUGCUCACUGAGAAAUGGAGGUUUCAAAUUCAGGAGAUUUCAAAGGGUCAACACUCCACCAAGCACAAUUCAGUGCACAUGGUCAAAGAUGGCAGAGGUGAAACUUUGAGUUCGAUAUCGAAGCAAUAUGGGGUGUCCAUAUAUUCAGUUGCUGCAGCUAAUAAGAAUAUAGAGGAUAUCGACCUUGUUUUCUGUGGGCAGCACCUCAAUAUUCCUUCUUCUGCUGUGGGAGAGACUCAGAAGUUUCAAACUGAGAAAAGCAAGUUAUCUAGCUUUGAUACAUUGAAAAGACAUCAACACUCUUUGGAAGUCUUGGGCGGGCGGUUAAACCAAAAGUUAUGCACUGUGGCACCAUCCUUCCAUAGCUUAUCACAUGCUAAAACAACUGGUUAUUUUCUAGUUCUGGUUCCUCUUAUAGCAUUUUGCAUCAGAUGCAUAAUUGGUGCCUUUCAAAAUAGAGUUGUUGGAGAUUUGAGACAUCAAGCUGUUAAUGAAUCAGAGGUAGAUUAUCAUGGAUCCAAAAGUGUACGGUGGAAAUCUGCUCUUGAUGACAUAAGGGAACCAGAUACUCUGGACACUGGACUGCAACCGGAUUCCAUUCUGGGUAUAUUGCAGAACCCUUCAGAAGCUCAAACUCAAGGUUCUGCUGAGGAGGUGUCUCAUGCUCAUGCAAAACUUGAACAUGAUUAUCAGCAAUUUCUGUCAGAAUGUGGAAUAAGCAAAUGGGGGUACUGGCGUGGAGGUUCCCAGGGAUAGAGCAUUGUUUUAGCAUUAACUCCAUGCUCACCACAAUAUGGAGAACUGAAAUUGCCCUAUCUUCUGAAUUUUCAACAUAUUACACAGCUCAACAAAGCUUCAGUUCCAACCCCAACUAAAAGCUUGAAAAUCAUCCUUGGAGUAAAACUGAAGCAAGGAGAGUCUCCCCUUUGCCAUCAGUAGAAGAUUUUGGUGUGUACAUUGACAGUAGAUGUUCAGAUCUUGUGUAAAUUUUAGCCUUACUUUCACUAUUUUCCAGCUCCUAACUUUAGUUGGUUUCCUCAUGCGUCCAGAGGUGAUGGGAGAAAUAUUUCAUCACCAUUGUUUGAUGAACAUAGGAACUCAGAAUGUAAAAUGAUACUAUAUUUUAAGCCCUGUUCCAAUGGAAACAGCUUUGUUGGUUCAUAUAUUUUUUGGAUGUCAUUGAUGAUAAAAAGACAAGUUCUCAAUGGUA
Molecule: messenger RNA, 1456 nt
Organism: Vitis riparia (riverbank grape)
Lineage: Eukaryota; Viridiplantae; Streptophyta; Magnoliopsida; Vitales; Vitaceae
Exons: 8
Coding region: 142-1002 (286 amino acids)
Source: RefSeq, a predicted model, not a curated record